Messenger RNA from Cucurbitaria berberidis CBS 394.84, 1235 nucleotides. RefSeq names its product 2-dehydropantoate 2-reductase. The record is from RefSeq and is a predicted model, not a curated record. Gene Ontology annotation, molecular function: 2-dehydropantoate 2-reductase activity. Gene Ontology annotation, biological process: pantothenate biosynthetic process. Lineage: Eukaryota; Fungi; Ascomycota; Dothideomycetes; Pleosporales; Cucurbitariaceae. Gene Ontology annotation, cellular component: cytoplasm. The transcript has a single exon. Bases 31 to 1002 code for a protein of 323 amino acids.
CGAUUCUAUACUCUUUGUGAACGCUUCUUGAUGAUGACAUCUGAAACAAGACCGAAGAUCCUUCUCUUCGGUGCUGGCAGCGUAGGAACAGUAUACCUCUGGCUCCUAUCUAGGGUCGCAUCAACAACAGCAGUUUGCCGCUCCAACUACGACAUCGCGAAGAAGAACGGAUUCGUCAUCAACUCGUCCAUCUUUGGCCAGAAUAUAGAAUUUGAGCCUGACGUCGUACACGACUGUGAGGAAGCGGUUUCUAAAGCCUCGGCACCUUUUGACUACAUCAUUGUCUGCAGCAAAGCCAUCCCUGGAGUUGUUCCGCAGCUUAUCAGCCCUGCGGUGACCCUUGGGCAUACUGCUGUUGUCCUUGUGCAGAACGGAGUUGGUAUCGAGAAAGAGUACCAUGAAUUCUUCCCCGAGAAUCCAAUCAUAAGCGCAGUCGUCUACCUUCCGGCUACACAACGACCAGCAGGUGUCAUCAAGCAUGGCGAAGUCGAAAAGUUGCAAAUUGGAAGCUAUCCCUCGUUUGCACCAGAUCAGCAUGCGGAUGCAUUUACCAAACUCAUACAGUCCGCUGGUGGUACCGCAGAAUUCUACGAAGACGUCCAGCCCAAACGCUGGUUCAAGUUACUAGUCAACGCAUCCUGGAACCCGAUAUGCGCACUCACACUAAGCAAAGACACAGAAGUACUCAGCAGCUCAGAUGAAGCGUCUGAUGUGCUACUGGCAGUCAUGCUUGAGAUUCGGGAUAUCGCUGUUGCGUAUGGAUACAAUAUCACGAGAGAAGAGGUGGAAUACCAGCUUGGUCGGGCACAAGCUAGGAUCCCGAAGAACGCUGGCAUAGAGCCAAGUAUGUUACAAGAUGUACAGGCCGGGCGGAGGAUAGAAGUCGAGGCGAUUGUUGGCAAUGUAGUGCGCAUGGGCAAAGAGAAGGGUGUUUUGUGCGUUCGGCUGGAGAUGCUAUAUGUCCUAGCAAAAGCCCUGGAUUCACAGAUUGGGAGAAGUUAGAACGAGCAGCUGCGAGUGAGUAUAGAGACUAGUGCGGUAUAUUCUCGUGUGUCAUUAUUUCGCUGAACAUUCGAAGUGCCUCACAUCUUACAACAAUGUUCCUCCCCUGACCACUUUCUUUACGCUAUCUUCUUUGUUUUCUUGUAGUUAAAGUCCAUUUUGUCACUCUUUAUACUUGCAACCUCUUUCAUUGAUUUUCACAAUGUCGUAACGACGCCGUUUCACUGCCCGCG